Anopheles moucheti is the source of this 736-nucleotide messenger RNA. RefSeq names its product PBAN-type neuropeptides. Gene Ontology annotation, molecular function: neuropeptide hormone activity. NCBI's taxonomy places the organism in Eukaryota, Metazoa, Arthropoda, Insecta, Diptera, Culicidae. Gene Ontology annotation, biological process: neuropeptide signaling pathway. Bases 4 to 555 code for a protein of 183 amino acids. The record is from RefSeq and is a predicted model, not a curated record. The transcript is spliced from 3 exons.
ACCAUGUUUAGGUUUUCCUUUUUUUUCAAUCUCAUCUGCCUCUAUCUGGCAAUCAAAAGUGCGCUGAGUGUAGAAAUGGAUUCGAAUGAUCAAAAGUUUACCGAUCUGCGAACGGCCGGGCCAGAGGGUGGCGCAUCCGAACCGGACACACUUCGACGGGAAGACAGUGCCGAAGGGCUCAGCAAAAGGGCUGCCGCCAUGUGGUUCGGGCCGCGGCUCGGCAAGCGCACCAUUGCAGCGGAUUUGCACGACGAUCUGGUGGAGGAGUUCGACAGUGCACCGCUCGGAUACGCGGGCGAACCGCCACAGAAGCUCGCUACCGAACUCGUCCAGGGCGCACCCUACAUGGUGCUGUUACUCACCGCGAAACCUCGCAAACCCCAGCAGAUAUUCUUCCACACAACUUCGCCGCGACUGGGGCGGCGGGAUUCGGUCGGUGAGAAUCAUCAACGGCCACCGUUUGCACCACGGCUCGGACGAAAUUUGCCCUUCUCGCCGCGGCUAGGACGCGCGUACAACGGUGGAUAUCCGUUACCGUUCCAGUUUGCGUACUGAAGCGUUACCGCAACACCAGUGACUCCUUAACGGCGUGUACCGAGGGCGCCUGACGCCAGCGGUGGAGUUUAUCGGCAUUAAUUGAACACGAACAAAAUUGGCUGGAAUCCGACAAACUCCACGGUUGGCAAGGUGCCCGGACAACAUGCCAAACAUGAAACUCUCAAAACGAACUGUAAAU